Molecule: messenger RNA, 27661 nt
Organism: Coregonus sp. 'balchen'
Lineage: Eukaryota; Metazoa; Chordata; Actinopteri; Salmoniformes; Salmonidae
Source: the annotation of a GenBank genome assembly
AGUUGAUGUGAAAUGUUGACAUGUGUGAGGAAAAAAUGAAUAAGCCCAAAAUGACUACUGAUAAAGGGUGAGUGACCACUGUCUUGGACACACACAAGUGCGCCAGGUUCUUUCUGUGUGUGUGUGAACACUGUUUCUGCCAGAUUCUCUUAGUCUCUCUCACACACUGCCCCUUGCCCUCAUAUGCUACACUGUUGUUUGCUAAAUGUCUUGUGACACUGUAUGGUCUUAGGACAGCAACACCACAGACCAUUAAACCUGCUAGGGCCUGUCAUGAUGCCAUCUUGACCCUAGCUAUUGUGUUGGGUUCCUCUGUCAAACAUUCACUGUUUGGGGUCAAUAACUUUUUGGGGCCUUGUAAUGACUAGCCUAUUGCCACUUUAGCCUUAGUCUGAAGCAAGCCUACUUUUGCUCCUCCACCUGUAAUCAUUAGCGUUUUUUUCCUAUAGUAAGAAGGCCUAACAUUUCAAUGGCAAAGCUCAAUUUAUAGGCUACAUUUUGAUAAACGAUGAACUCUGAAAACAGCCAUAAUGUUUGCCAUCUUGUAAGGGCUUGGUAGAAUGUUUGACUCUAUCUUAGUGUGAAUGUCUGCGCUCUUUAGCCUAACUAAUGUGUCUGUGAAUGUGUUAGUAGUGCAUAAAGGCAUAUGUGUGUUAAUGUGUCUGCGUUAGUGUAUUUGUUUGGGCAGUAUCUCACUCUGUCAUCUCACUCUCACUGUAUUUUAGUAUGUGAGUUUGUUUGUCUCUCUUUUUUCUGUCUGUGUGUGUGUGUGUGUCUCUCUCUGUCUUUAUAAGGGCAUAUGAGAGACAUUGGGUCUAUUUCUACAUUUUGAUUCUCUCUCCCAUGGCUGUUGUCAUGCCAAUGUGACCUUUGACCUCACUGCCCAACAUGAGCUUAAUAUAACCACAGAGCAGGGUCAUGUUCAUUAGGGCGUACUACGGAAAAUAUUUGCUUUAUGAGAACAUGGGCUGAUCAUGCCUGGGUAUGUGUCAAGUAUUAAACCUCUGUCUCUCUCUCCCAGCGUUCCCAGUAACUCCAGGGUGCUGAUGUUGUUGGGCCAGCUGGAGAAGCUGAACGGGGAGUCCAUGCUGGCGGACCCUGAGAUCACCAGGCAGAUCACUGCCAAGAUCCUCCACCUCAUCCAGACACAGGGUGAGAAGAUUACUAGCCUAUACAACCCCUUUCACACUCACUGAGCCUAGCUGAGCCUAGCUAGCCAGGUUACUCAUUGACCAUAUAGUAGCUGAAACUAUGCCGUAAAGGCUAAUGGGAAAAUAUUAUCCUAUAUUUGAGUCAGCAAACCGUAAAACUUCCAUUAAACGCAGAGUCUCCAACAAGUGCCUGUCUCUUGUAAUAGCUGGGUAUAAUUUAACAUUUUAGCAAAGAAACGCCGGCCUCUAAUAAACGCUUGGUCAAAAAAGUAUAAUUAAGCUGAUCGCAUUUUGCCAGUCUGCUCCGGUGGAAUUUCUCACACUGAAUGAUUGCUUGCAAUGCAGCCUGAUAAUAGCUGCACCCUAUCAUAUCUGUAUCACAGACAUAUCUGAUCAUAUCUGUAUCGCAUGUCUUUGUGGAACCACUCAAGCAAGUCAAGUUGAGGCACUUGUGUUACAGAUGUAGGAUCUUAAUUUGAUCACCCUGUUGCAGUAUAACUUUUUAAAGUUGUAAUGUAUUUGAGGCUUCUGAAGUUUGUAAUUUUCACUUAGAAAUGUCUGACUUGAUUUUACCUUAUGAAAAAUGUAUCAACCCCUACAAAAAUGUCCAUUAAUUAUAUAAUCCAAAUAAUAAUUCACAUUUCCUGUUGCUGCAAAAAAAGAGGACUGAGCACGCCCCCAUUCUCAUCGACGGGGCUGUAGUGGAACAGGUUGAGAGCUUCAAGUUCCUUGGUGUCCACAUCACCAACGAACUAUCAUGGUCCAAACACACCAAGACAGUCGUGAAGAGGGCACGACAAAGCCUAUUCCCCCUCAGGAGACUGAAAAGAUUUGGCAUGGGUCCUCAGAUCCUCAAAAAAUUAUACAGCUGCACCAUCGAGAGCAUCCUGACUGGUUGCAUCACCGCCUGGUAUGGCAACUGCUUGGCCUCCGACCGCAAGGCACUACAGAGGGUAGUGCGUACGGCCCAGUACAUCACUGGGGCCAAGCUUCCUGCCAUCCAGGACCUCUAUACCAGGCGGUGUCAGAGGAAGGCCCUCAAAAUUGUCAAAGACUCCAGCCACCCUAGUCAUAGACUGUUCUCUCUGCUACCGCACGGCAAGCGGUACCGGAGUGCCAAGUCUAGGUCCAAAAGACUUGUCAACAGCUUCUACCCCCAAGCCAUAAGACUCCUGAACAGCUAAUCAUGGCUACCCGGACUAUUUGCACUGCCCCCCCACCCCAUCCUUUUUACGCUGCUGCUACUCUGUUAAUUAUUUAUGCAUAGUCACUUUAACUCUACCCACAUGUACAUAUUACCUCAACUACCUCAACUAGCCGGUGCCCCCGCACAUUGACUCUGCAACGGUACCCCCCUGUAUAUAUAGCCUCCCUACUGUUAUUUUAUUUUACUUCUGCUCUUUUUUUUCUCAACACUUUUUUUGUUGUUGUUUUAUUUUACUUUUGUUGUCAAAAAAUGCACUGUUGGUUAAGGGCUGUAAGUAAGCAUUUCACUGUAAUGUCUGCACCUGUUGUAUUCGGCGCAUGUGACCAAUAAAAUUUGAUUUGAUUUGCAGGAUUAUUUUCCUGCUCUAGCAAACUGGCUCAAAUUAAGAUCCUACAUCUGUACCUUCUUUGUGGCUGCAUUUCACUUGCACCAAACCUCUACCUGUAUCGCCAAAUCCCCAACAAUGGCUUAUAACAACACUUCAACAUUAUUUGUGUUCUUCUCAUGGCUGCACCUCCCUUAAGCUCAAACCCAUUACAGUAUUAUGCAUACAUGACAUUCACUCACUCACCCCUGUUAAGCCAGCUGGUGCAAAUAGCAUCAACAAAGAUUGUCUUGGCCAUCUUCUCCUCUGUACCUCAACUCUAGUGCUGAUGUUGUUGUAGCUCAUUCUCUAUGGUUAUCCACCAUGUUGUCUUGGGCCUUCCUUCUGGAGUCCAGUGGAUGGCUCAACUCUUGGAAUUGGGUAUGUGUUCUUCCUUGAACGUGUCCAAACCAGCACUAUCUGUGUCUUUUGAGUAUUGUGUCCACAGCUUUCUGCUUUGUUUGUCUGAGGAGGUUGGUGUUUGAUAUUGUGUUUGGCCAAAAUAUGACAUUCAUGAUUCUUCGGAGAAGGUGGAUAUUUUUUUACAGUCAUUUUCUUAGAAGAACCAUAAUAGGCCUGGUUUCGUGGUGGAUGCUGUCAAAAGCCUACUGGAAGUCAAUAAAGUUGAUGUAGAACUGCCCACACUUACUGUCCUGUUAUGUAGCCUAUCUUUAGCGUGUCUGGGUAGAUGAGGACAGUGGUCACGUGACAGCCUAUAGGAUGUGUGAAUAGGUCAAAAGGUAUUUGGGCGGCUAAGUAGAUGUUUGGGGACAAUAAUUGGUAUGUGUUUCAGUUGGCCAGGGGAGAUUUACGAGGGUGAAAGGGGUGUUGGGGCGUUAGUGGGUAGAUGUUUGGGGUGGUUGUCCUAGGAUGGCAUGUUGCAUGUCUUUAGUAGUGGAAACAUUUUAGCGGAGGGACGGUUAGCUCUGUAACUGGAUCCCCCCCACCCUGACCCCCACCCAGUGAACACUCAGCUUUCUGCCCCAUUGGGAGUGAUACCUGACCCUCCCCCCGCUCCCUCCCCGACGUGAGUUCCUCUCAAUCCUUCCUCCUUCCCACCCCCCUGCUGGCUUGUACGUCACAGAGAAUCUGACAUUUGAUGAAAAGCUGUUUCAAUCAGUUUAUAAUUACCCAGCCAGCACCCCUCAGUGAAUCUUCCCAGACAUACUGCACUGAGGAAGGCCAUCGAGUGUACACACACACACACACACACACACACACACACACACAGUUCCUGGUUUGAGUGAAUAACAAACAUUUGCAUGUCGAUAUACUGUAUCUGCUUCACAAAAAAAAUAUCAAAAAGCCUUACAUCUAAUCUGGUGUAUCACAUCAUUCUGAGUGAAGAGUGAUGACUGCUGGGUCAACAGCUGAUGGAGAAAGUGAGAUCCCAUCACAUUAGUCAGCAAUGUGAUACUGUUUAGACAAAAAACACAUUGGCCUUUUGCUAUUGAGAUAACUGGCAUAGCUAGACAUACAAAUGUCAGAGACUCGCAUGACACAGCUCUGUUGUAGACACUCACAUGCAUAUAUAUACAUCUGUUGCGAUGACAAGGGUCAGUGGUGGACCAGUGGUGCUAGGUUUGUUGAGCUAGAGCAAAGUUGAAACUUUGAAAAUGGAAAGGAGAGAACUGGACGUCAACAUUGAUUGAAGAUCACUUCAAGAUCAGCAUUGACACAUGGAUUGGUUUGUCGUGCCAAGCUUCAGAUUGCUGAUCUGAGUUAGAUGUAGAGCACAGAAGGUUGGUGGCACCUUAAUUGGGGAGGACGGGCUCAUGGUAACGGCUGGAGCGGAAUUAGUGGAAUAGAAUCAAAUACAUCAAACACAUGGUUUCCAUGUGUUUGAUGCCAUUCCAUUUGCUCCGUUCCAGCCAUUAUUAUGAGCCGUCCUCCCCUCAGCAGCCUCCACUGAUGUAGAGGUCACUUGGCUGGAUCAAGUUCUUCAUUCUAAGCUCAUAGCCAGUUAGCAAAACGUGGCUUUCAGCCCUUUUGUAUUACACCUUUUGUUUCAAAUCUGCUUCUUUGAACAUGGGCAGCACAGACUUUCCAAUGUCUGAUGUAGCCUGUAGAAGUCACGCUUCAUCACUUUUGGAUUCAUUGAAGGUCAUCACAUUAUCUAUUUGGUUGUUGUUGUUCAAAUAGGUUUUCAAUCGAAAACAUAGUCUUCUAGAGAGGGAAUGCUGUCUCAUUUCUAGCUGAAAUCAGAGCAGCAGUGCAUGUUGAAACGUGAGCGUGUCUCUCUCGGUGGGACGUCCCUCUUGCAGUGAUAAAUCUCUGUGGUCCUGACUUCUGCACGCACGACAGGCUACAGCUCUUCUUGGGCUCGGCCUCCGGCCACACCCUGACACAGCCAGCCCCACUUGGGAGACAUCCAGACCUGUUUCACACAGUCAUCAUUAGGGCUUUGAAUUGUCAGGGACCUCAGAAUAUUAUAUUAUCGCGAUAAUUCGGUGCAGAUACGAUAUGUAUUGCGAUUCUCACAAUUCUAUAUGUAUUGCGAUUAGAUUGUUCCCUCCCAAUAUAUAUAUUUUUAUGUAGAGCAUAAAAAUGUGGUCCUCUGUGGUCCUCUGUAGCUCAGCUGGUAGAGCAUGGCACUUGUAACGCCAAGGUAGUGGGUUCGAUCCCCGGGACCACCCAUACACAAAAAUGUAUGCACGCAUGACUGUAAGUCGCUUUGGAUAAAAGCGUCUGCUAAAUGGCAUAUUAGUAUUAUUAUUAUUUAGAAGGACUGAAGCUCAGUUCUGGUGACUUUUUAAAAGGACAUUCUACUCCAAAAUGAAUAAAAAUAAAAUUAUAUAAAAAAUAUAAUUUCCACCUACAGAAAUGAACCCAAUAAUGAACCCAAUAACAUAUUGGUACAAUUAUUUGUUUAAAUUAUUUUAACAUAUUGGACCAUGCAUAUAAUAACUAAAAUUAAAUAAAUGUUUUAUUGUCACAUACACCUGAUAGGUGCAGGUGUUGUACAGGGUCAGCCAUAGUAGUACAGCACCUCUUGCGCAAAUUAUGGUUAAGUGCCUUGCUCAAGGGCACAUCGACAGAUUUUACAGCAUGGCGGCUCGGGUAUUUGAACCAGCAACCUUUCGCUAUGCCACCUGCCACCCUAUGAUACCUGCCACCCUAUGCAUAGUGCCAACUAAAGUUUGGUGGAGGAGGAAUAAUGGUCUGGGGCUUUUUUCCUGGUUCGGGCUAGGCCCCUUAGUUCCAGUGAAGGGAAAUCUUAAUGCUACAGCAUACAAUGACAUUCUAGACGAUUCUGUGCUUCAAACUUUGUGGCAACAGUUUUGACUAGUUAACAUCCUACUGAUGAAUUUUAUUUCUCAAAAAGCGUUCAUAAACACAGUGAAUACACGCCCCCUGGGUAACACGCCCCCUGCCUGUACUCACAGAAACCUCAUGUCACCAUUUCUUCCCCCAACACUUUCCCUCAUUGCCACUACUCUUGCUCAACUAAAAAUGUAAUCUGUCUCAUCACAAUUUAAGUCUAUUUUGAGGUAGGGUGGCGUUUUUAACCCAUGUAGUCCCCUGUAGCUCAGUUGGUAGAGCAUGGCGCUUGCAACCCCAGGGUUGUGGGUUCGUUUCCCACGGGGGCCAGUAUGAAAAUGUAUGCACUCACUAACUGGAUAAGAGCGUCUGCUAAAUGACUAAAAUGUAAAUGUUCGCGCAUAUUUAGGAGUUGAGAAAUAAAUCAAGUAGGAAUGGAAAGCUGGGAUCCCCCUCUUUUUAAUAAAGGCCAUUAAAACUGCUGUUUUCCCUGUGAUUGCAAGAAUUGUUGUGCGUUGACUGCACGUUUCCCUCCCUAUGGUACUCGUAACUUGAAUGCGCCUCGAGAGGAAUAUUUAUCUCGCAUAGAACACACAACAACAAUCCGACUAGGUAAAUACUGUAGAUUUAAACUAUUCUACUAUGGGGUAGUCAGAAUCUUCUAUUCGUUACUCGUUUUGUUUGCUGACAAAGUCAAUGUGGACUGUUCUAGCAUAAAUCUUUUUUAAUGUUAAAUAAACAUAUUUUAUAGGCGUGGUGGCAACGAUUCUGCCGUGGCGCAGCACCACAGAUAAAUGACUGCAGUGGAAACACUGGCAAUUUCAUACUACUCAUUUUAUUGCAAUAUGAUGUUCCAAAGAUAUUGCUCUCUAUAUGUCUGCUGCAGAGAGAUGCGAGAGCAUGAGAUUUUUUUAUAUUUUUUUUUAUCAGUCAUGGAAAUAAGUGCUGAAAACAUGUUGUCUCGCUAUUUAAAAAGAAGAUGAACAAGCUAUAGGAUGAAAAAUAACUGAGUUUUUGCACAGGUACAGCCGACUAGCGCUAGCUAACGCUACCUAUCAAAACAAAUACAACAUUUGGAGUCAAAGUAUCGAUGUAAAUCGUCCAAAGGAAUAUUGUGGUAUGUAACUAUCGAUCGGGAGGGAGGGGGGGUGGAGAGAGAGACAAAACGGCAACUGCCUCCUAUCUUUCUAUCCAUGCCUGGGUAUCAUGUUCGCUGUCUGCAUAGGAGGGCACCUUGCUGGAACACAGCCUGGUCUGCCUGUCCGUCGGUCCGUCUGUCUGGGCUUGAAUGCUGAGUAGGUAGUGGAGGUUGGGUAGUGUAGUAGCCUUCUAGGUCUGGACUUUUAGAGUGCACGUGCAGUGGGAGGUACUAAGAGCUGUGUUCUAUCCUGGUCUGGUCUGGUGGUUGGGCUUGGGGGCAGUUAGCUUCAGUGUACUCCAGGCUGUUUGGGGGGAUCCUACCUCUGGGAAAGAUGGAAUAUAGCUACACCGGGAGAUCUAGCCGCUUGGUGGCCCCCGCGGAGCGCUCCACCUCCCCAGGUAAGGAAUGGGACUGAGACUGGUGGACGAGGAAGAAAAGUACUACAGUUCUGCAGCACCAUGCAACCCCUGUAGUGCAGAACACUGUUAGAUCUACUACAGCUAGCUACUGCUUUGAGCAGUUUGUGCAGCUAGGCUACUGUUCAACGAAACAAAGGUUUCUAUAGAAUCUGCAAAUCUUGUAUUUGCACAAAAUAAAAUCACUACUCUGUUAAUAAAAGAAAGUUGUGAAAAGUUUAACUGAUUUCUGAAGCGUUUACGGUUCACCUUGCCAGCCAAUAAGUCAGUGUAAAGCCCACUGUAUUCUAUUAUCCAGUAGAUUACUUCAAUAACCAAUAAAACCCUUGUAUUGGUUAUUUCUUGUGCAGAUAACACAACAUGAAUACCAUGAUACUGGGUAGUUGGUGCCCAUAAUACAGUUCCUUACUAGCCUAAUACAAGACUUACAGUGAAGCCAUUGGAAUGUCACACGGUCAUCAUCACAUCAAUAGUAACAUUUGAUUUGAACCAUGAAGUUUAUUUUACUUGAUGCAUUUUUUUUAUAGGUAUUUGCAUUCUUAUUUUGUUUUCAGGCUCAACUGUGAAGUAUUGUUUUUGUUUUCGAAGAGCUUUAAAAAGUCUGGUAUGACAAAUGUUUUUAGAGGUCACUUUUUCGCACAGCCGCUGACUGUUGAAGCGUGUGUGCGCGGGGGCGUAGAUGAGAGACUGGACCAGGUCUUGUGAAGAUGAAUUAUGCACCAGGGCGUGUGCGCGUGUGUGUGUGCAUCCAUGAGCGGUGCAUCUGUGUGGGUGUACGUCUGGUCUGUGUUUGAGCUUGUUGGCUGCCCCAGUGCUGAAACCUGAUUUGUGACGUGUGCUUUAUUUAUGAGCCUAUAAAUCAGAGGGGGGAUGUUUCACACUUUUCAUCUCCAUAUUCCCAUUCAUCCUGGUGUUCAUUAGGUCUGCUCCAUCAAACAUUUAUUGGUCCAGGUGGUGUGGCUGGCAUCAACACCAGCAAAAUGACUCUAUUUCACGGGAUAUGAGCUGCCCUGCGUGCUGUUGACUAAGCCCUAUUUUGUUUGUGUUCCUGGUUAUUUCUGUUGGUUUCUACGCCUGAAGGUAUACAUUUGGGCACACAUGAGUUUUAGUUGUGGUUUUGAGUUUUUGCUCCGAUGGUGUGUGUGUGUGUGUGUGUGUGUGUGUGAAGCCCCGUCAUCACGGAAAGGUUGCUGGAGUUUCUUUUCCAUCCGUGUGGUUAGUGUUUUAGAGAGAAUCUAUGGCAGGCAGGCAGAGGCAUAGGUUUGACUUCAACAUAUCAUUGGGGAAGAAAAUGUUGCCUCUUUCUCUAAUAAUGGGGGGCAAAUGUUCCCCAUUGCCCUCACGUAAAUUACACCCCUGGUGGCAGGCUAAGACAGACAGACAGACAGACAGACAGACAGACAGACAGACAGACAGACAGACAGACAGGACAGACAGACAGACAGACAGACAGACAGACAGACAGACAGACAGAGAGAGUCUUCUUUCUCAGAGAGAGGAGUAUGUUCCACCCUUCUACUGCAACAGGAGAUGGAUUUGAGCAUUUCUGUAAAUGGAGAGCUGGAGGGCUCAUGUUUUAGCACGUCUAAUGUACUGUACAUGUUAUUUAUAAGCCUAUACAGUGCAUUCGGAAAGUAUUCAGACCCCUUGAUGUUUUCCACAUUUUGUUACGUUACAGCCUUAUUCUAAAAUGGAUUAAAUUAAUAUUUAUCCUUAUCAAUCUACACACAAUACCCCAUAAUGAUAAAGUGAAAACAGGUUUUUAGAAUCUUUUGCAAAUUUAUAAAAAAACAACAACAGAUACCUUAUUUACAUAAGUAUUCAGACCCUUUGCUAUGAGACUCAAUUGAGCUCAGGAGCAUCCUGUUUCCAUUACUCAUCCUUGAGAUGUUUCUACAACUUGAUUGGAGUCCACCUGUGGUAAAUUCAAUUGAUUGGACAUGAUUUGGAAAGGGACACACCUGUGUGUAUAUUUAAGGUCCCACAGUUGACAGCCAGAGCCCGGACUUGAACCCGAUCGAAUGUCUCUGGAGAGACCUGAAAAUAGCUGUGCAGCGACGCUCCCCAUCCAAACUCACGAGCUUGAAAGGACCUGCAGAGAAGAAUGGGAGAAACUCCCCAAAUACAGGUGUGCCAAGCUUGUAGCAUCAUACCCAAGAAACCUUGAGGCUGUAAUCGCUGCCAAAGGUGCUUCAACAAAGUACUGAGUAAAGGGUCUGAAUACUUAUGUAAAUGUGAUAUUUCUGUUUUUUUUGCACAAAUUUCUAAAAACCUGUUUUUGCUUUGUCAUUAUGGGGUAUUGUGUGUAGAUUGAUGAGGGAUUUUUUUUUUAAAAAAAAAAAAAUCAAUUUUCAAAUAAGGCUGUAACGUAACAAAAUGUGGAAAAAGUCAAGGGGUCUGAAUACUUUCCGAAUGCGUUGUAUGUUAUUUUUAUAUUUGCUAAUACAGUACUACUCAUUUUCACAUGAAUUCUGCUAUUUGAUUAAGAAAUGGCAUGGUAAAAAGGCCAACAUGAUGAUUAUUUGUACUACAGUAGCCUAUUUGUAAACACUAACAUAGUGCAGGAAAACGUAACGUAACUAAGGUCCCUCUUUGUGUUACAGAGAAGACACGGAAGGACAUCAUGUCCAAGGGCUCCAGUGGCAUGGAGGUCAUCCUGGCAACUUUGGAGGUGAGUUCCCGUCCCAUUCCACUAUGGAGUUAAGUUAGUGCCAAAAAUCGAACUCACAUGUCAAUAAUUGAACUCCAUAUUCUGCUACUGUACGAUACCACAACAUAAUAAGGAGAGGGCAUAAGGAGACCAACACAUUCAUGACAGGGAAUAUCGUUGAGUACCCCUUUCACACUAUCGUGCCAUCCCAAACCAAACAGUGCUGGCGCUACUAUUUUCAAGGCUGGAAUGGGCUACAAGACCAUCGCCAAGCAGCUUGGUGAGAAGGUGACAACAGUUGGUGCGAUUAUUCACAAAUGGAAGAAACACAAAAUAACUGUCAAUCUCCCUCGGCCUGGGGCUCCAUGCAAGAUCUCACCUCGUGGAGUUGCAAUGAUCAUGAGAACGGUGAGGAAUCAGCCCAGAACUACACGGGAGGAUCUUGUCAAUGAUCUCAAGGCAGCUGGGACCAUAGUCACCAAGAAAACAAUUGGUAACACACUACGCCGGAAAGGACUGAAAUCCUGCAGCGCCCGCAAGGUCCCCCUGCUCAAGAAAGCACAUAUACAGGGCUGUCUGAAGUUUGCCAAUGAACAUUUGAAUGAUUCAGAGGAGAACUGGGUGAAAGUGUUGUGGUCAGAUGAGACCAAAAUGGAGCUCUUUGGCAUCAACUCAACUCGCCGUGUUUGGAGGAGGAGGAAUGCUGCCUAUGACCCCAAGAACACCAUCCCCACCGUCAAACAUGGAGGUGGAAACAUUAUGCUUUGGGGGUGUUUUUCUGCUAAGGGGACAGGACAACUUCACCGCAUCAAAGGGACGAUGGACGGGGCCAUGAACCGUCAAAUCUUGGGUGAGAACCUCCUUCCCUCAGCCGGGGCAUUGAAAAUGGGUCGUGGAUGGGUAUUCCAGCAUGACAAUGACCCAAAACACACGGCCAAGGCAACAAAGGAGUGGCUCAAGAAGAAGCACAUUAAGGUCCUGGAGUGGCCUAGCCAGUCUCCAGACCUUAAUCCCGUAGAAAAUCUGUGGAGGGAGCUGAAGGUUCGAGUUGCCAAAAGUCAGCCUCGAAACCUUAAUGACUUGGAGAAGAUCUCCAAAGAGGAGUGGGACAAAAUCCCUCCUGAGAUGUGUGCAAACCUGGUGGCCAACUACAAGAAACGUCUGACCUCUGUGAUUGCCAACAAGGGUUCUGCCACCAAGUACUAAGUCAUGUUUUGCAGAGGGGUCAAAUACUUAUUUCCCUCAUUAAAAUGCAAAUCAAUUUAUAAAAUUUUUGACAUGCUUUUCUGGAUUUGUUUGUUGUUAUUCUGUCUCUCACUGUUCAAAUAAACCUACCAUUAAAAUUAUAGACUGAUCAUGUCUUUGUCAGUGGGCAAACGUACAAAAUCAGCAGGGGAUGAAAUACUUUUUUCCCUCACUGUAUAACAAGGACUAUCAAUGUCAUGGUAUCCUAAAAGUAUUGGAAAUAAUAGUCCUCCCUGAGAUGCAGUUUACAUGGCACACACUUGGUUUUGGCAAUGGCUUUUAAAUCUCCCCGUCUAGUUAUAUCUCUCCAUGUAUUUAUAUACCACUUGAUGACAGAUCAAUUUAUGAGUUGGGGAAAAGCCACUCCCUAUUUGUAGAGACUGAAUCCUAAGGGAGAAGGUUUGUGUGUGAAUACGUAGGUAUGCGUAGAUUUGGUGGUGUGUGCACGAAUGGCUGUGUGUCUGUCAAUGUGUGUGCACACAUGUAUGAAUAUGUUUGUCCAUGCUCACAUGUUAUUGAGUGUGUUGGUAAUACCCAGCAUGCUCUCUGUUUUUGAUAGAACACAAGGGAUCUGCAAACUAUCCUGAACAUUCUGUACAUUCUGAAUGAGCUGUUAACCGUUGGUAAGUGGUAACCGCUCUUUAAUUGGAUAAUUGGGGCAAACGGUGUUCUGUUUGAGUGUCCUGCGCUCUGAUUCUACAAGUGUCAAUUGUCUUGGGUGGAAACAGUGCUUUGAUUGGGUAGGUUUUUACUCUAAAGCUGAGUUCACAGAGAGCAUCUGAGAAAGUUUAGACUCAUUUCAGCUGGUUUAGAUUGUCAGAUUGUAGAACUUUGGAACCUGUUCACACAAACUCUGACAACAGAGACUGACCAAGAAUCUUUCAAAAAACUUUAAAACAGGAUUUUGUUCAUUGUCUGUUUUUUGCCUGGUCACACUGCCAGACUGAUGGAAUCCAGUUGAGAUUAGUCUAGAUUUUCUCUGAUGGUCUGUGUGAACUCCGCCCAAUGACAACUGAACUGAUAGGUUGAUUUUGUGGAAACUGACGGUGAUCAGUUGACUUGUGAAAAUUGAAAUGGUGAUUGAUCAAUUUGUGAAGGCUGUGGUAAUAGGUGUGUGUGUCUCUCUCUAUCCCAGGUGGGGGGCGCAGGAUUGGAGUGUUUGUGUCCAAGGGUGGCACAGGCAUCUUGCUGCAGUUGGUCCUUAGUGCCAGUAAAGAGUCUCCCCCCAGUGAGGAGGUCAUGCUGCAGCUCCACUCAGUCCUGGCCAAGGUUGGACCAAAAGGUAACACACACACACACACACACACACACACACACACUAUAUGUGAAGGUACUCUACCACUGUACCAGGAGCCUCAACAUUGUCAUUCAAACUUCUACCAUAAACUAAAUCCAUACCACAAACACACCAAUUCUAGCACGUACACCCCUUCACGUCUGUCUUUCUUUCUUCAGACAGGAAGUUUGGUGUGAAAGCCCGUCUGAACGGAGCUCUGAACGUCACUGUGAACCUGCUCAAACAAAACCUGCAGAACCACAAGCUGCUGCUGCCCUGUCUGCUGGUUCUACGCGUCUACUCCUCCAACUGUGAGUCUGACCCACACUUACUAAACUGACCUUACAUGUACUGUAGGAACCAGCAUUCUGACUGACAGUUACUAACCCAACCUACUGUUGCCAGAGGAACCAUACAUCUGACUGACAGUUACUAACCCAACCUACUGUUGCCAUAGGAACCAUACAUCUGACUGACAGUUACUAUCCCAACCUAUUGUAGUAUAGCUUCAACUACAGCCAACUUCUUUCUGGUGGUAUUGUUGAGGGCACUGAGGUUUGUCUGUCUUCAGCUGUGAACGCUGUGUCCCUGGGGAAGAAUGGAGUGGUGGAGCUCAUGUUGAAAAUCAUCGGACCCUACAGCAAAAAGAACACCAGUCUGCUGAAGUAAGUGGUGUGUGUAUGUGUGUCGAGGAUGAAUGGUGUGUGUGCUGCUGUUUUUGACCCCUUUCUCUGGCUGUCUUUUACUCAACAGAGUAUCCCUGGACACACUGGGGGCCUUGCUCAAAUCCAGUAAGUACUGCUCUCACUCUGCAGUGUUUAGGACAAUGUCCUGUCAUGGUUUUUCAAUAACAGUGCUAUUGUCAGUGGCUAUUAUCAACCAGUAUCUGUCUUUCCCUCCCUCUCUCUCUCGCUCCCUACUUCCCUCCCUCGCUUCCUCACACCUUCUCUCCAUCCCUCCUUCCCUCCCCCCAUCCAUCCAACACUCCCUCCCUCAGAGACCAACGCCCGGCGGGCGGUGGUCCAUGUGCCCGUCCUGCUGUACAUCUACCAGGACUGGCACCGCAACGACACGUGCCACCGCCACAUGCUCAUCCGCAAGGGCGUCCUGGGCUGCCUGAAGAACAUCACCAACAGCAAGCUGGGCCGCAAGGCCUUCAUCGAUGCUGACGGGAUGAGGAUCCUCUAUAACACCUCCACUGUGAGUAGGGUGACAACAUUACCAAAACUUGAGCUUAGACUCAGCCACCCUCUGUCUAUGUCCCUAGCCUUAGCCCCAACUCUCGCUUCAACACCCCCACCUUGAGUCUCACCUUUACAUUACACCAACACUGAUGAUUAUGGUGAUGAUAAUGUUCAUGAUAAUGGUAAAUAUUAAUGAUGGUGAUAAAUAAUAAUGAUGGUGAUGUGUUGUUUUUAGGAGUGCCUGCCGGUGAGGACUCUGGACCCUCUGAUCAACACUUCCAGCCUUAUCAUGAGGAAGUGCUUCCCCAAGAACCGCCUCCCUCUGCCCACCAUCAAGAGUGUCUUCCACCACCAGCUGCUUCAUGUACCUGCAGGAGGGCCAGUCGCUCAGCUCUACAACCAGCCCCCGGGGGGUGAGGCUCAAACACACACACAUUCUAUACUCACAAUACUUGCGAGCCUCUUAAAUCACCCCAAUGGUCAUUGCACACAGUUAACUCACACGCUCUACACGUCCCUUUCAGGAGUCCCCAUUUACCAGUUCUACACCAAGCCCCCAUGGGGUAAGACUUGUCACAAUAAAUAGCAGCAGCCUAACCACUACUGACUCACACUCCUCAAUCUGUCACACUACUAACAGUAUAAUACACCCUCUCCUACAUUAAGGAUCUGUAACUCGAGAACUUUCACACUACUUACAGUUGUUCAUUGACAUCACCUCACUCAACAAGCCAUCUGCAGGCUGGCCAAUCAAGACACCAGCUCUUCUCUCUCUCUCUCUCUCUCUCUAUCUCUCUAUCUCUCUAUCUAUCCCUCCCAUCUCAUCUCACUCCUGGCUGCUUAUUCUCACAAUCACCUUUCUCUUCUCUCAUCUAGUGCACAAUCCAACCAACCAAUCAGGGCUGGUUUCCAAAAAUCAUAAAUAUCCUCUUUAGCGUUGAGAUCAUUGUUCGUCGUUUGCUUACCAAUGGACUUAAGAUUGUCUUGGUACUGAAGAUGAUCUUAGUUUUUUGGAAACGCUAGACCCUGUAACCAGUCAGGUUACGCCUUUAAUCUUUGGGUCAAUUCCGUUUCAAUUCUGUCAAUUCAGGAAGUAAACUGUUUACUUCCUGGAUUGACUGAUUAGAAAUGGAAUUGAUGCCAACCCUGCCUGUUUCCCUGUGCUUUCUAGUGGAUGAUGUGGUGGACGAUAGCGACGAUAAUGAGGAUGCCGAGGCCGAGAACGACACGGAGAACGAGGAGGAGGAGAAGAACAACCACGCUGGGGUACAGUGACCAUGAACGCAGCCUUAUAAUUUAAACCACACCUUGUUUGACUGACCGCAGAAUGACUACAUGCAAACAUACACUACCGUUCAAAAGUUUGGGGUCACUUAGAAAUGUCCUUGUUUUCGAAAGAAAAGCAAUUUUUUUGUCCAUUAAAAGCAAUUUUUUUGUCCACUUCUGAUUGGUUCCAGUGGCUCUGACCCCCAGUUAUUUCUCUGAGGAUAUCAGUUUUUUGUAACAAUGCCCUAAACAUAAGCCUGUAAUUUACAUUUUAUUGAGGCAUAGUGCAAUUAUGAAUGCUAUAAUCAUUGUACAUACAUCUCUCUCUCUCUCAUAUAUAUCUAUCUACAGUGGGGGAAAAAAUGUAUUUAGUCAGCUACCAAUUGUGCAAGUUCUCCCACUUAAAAAGAUGAGAGAGGCCUGUAAUUUUCAUCAUAGGUACACGUCAACUAUGACAGACAAAAUUAGAUUUUCUUUUCCAGAAAAUCACAUUGUAGGAUUUUUAAUGAAUUUAUUUGCAAAUUAUGGUGGAAAAUAAGUAUUUGGUCAAUAACAAAAGUUUCUCAAUACUUUGUUAUAUACCCUUUGUUGGCAAUGACACAGGUCAAACGUUUUCUGUAAGUCUUCACAAGGUUUUCACACACUGUUGCUGGUAUUUUGGCCCAUUCCUCCAUGCAGAUCUCCUCUAGAGCAGUGAUGUUUUGGGGCUGUCGCUGGGCAACACGGACUUUCAACUCCCUCCAAAGAUUUUCUAUGGGGUUGAGAUCUGGAGACUGGCUAGGCCACUCCAGGACCUUGAAAUGCUUCUUACGAAGCCACUCCUUCGUUGCCCGGGCGGUGUGUUUGGGAUCAUUGUCAUGCUGAAAGACCCAGCCACGUUUCAUCUUCAAUGCCCUUGCUGAUGGAAGGAGGUUUUCACUCAAAAUCUCACGAUACAUGGCCCCAUUCAUUCUUUCCUUUACACGGAUCAGUCGUCCUGGUCCCUUUGCAGAAAAACAGCCCCAAAGCAUGAUGUUUCCACCCCCAUGCUUCACAGUAGGUAUGGUGUUCUUUGGAUGCAACUCAGCAUUCUUUGUCCUCCAAACACGACGAGUUGAGUUUUUACCAAAAAGUUAUAUUUUGGUUUCAUCUGACCAUAUGACAUUCUCCCAAUCCUCUUCUGGAUCAUCCAAAUGCACUCUAGCAAACUUCAGACGGGCCUGGACAUGUACUGGCUUAAGCAGGGGGACACGUCUUGCACUGCAGGAUUUGAGUCCCUGGCGGCGUAGUGUGUUACUGAUGUAGGCUUUGUUACUUUGGUCCCAGUUCUCUGCAGGUCAUUCACUAGGUCCCCCCGUGUGGUUCUGGGAUUUUUGCUCACCGUUCUUGUGAUCAUUUUGACCCCACGGGGUGAGAUCUUGCGUGGAGCCCCAGAUCGAGGAAGAUUAUCAGUGGUCUUGUAUGUCUUCCAUUUCCUAAUAAUUGCUCCCACAGUUGAUUUCUUCAAACCAAGCUGCUUACCUAUUGCAGAUUCAGUCUUCCCAGCCUGGUGCAGGUCUACAAUUUUGUUUCUGGUGUCCUUUGACAGCUCUUUGGUCUUGGCCAUAGUGGAGUUUGGAGUGUGACUGUUUGAGGUUGUGGACAGGUGUAUUUUAUACUGAUAACAAGUUCAAACAGGUGCCAUUAAUACAGGUAACGAGUGGAGGACAGAGGAGCCUCUUAAAGAAGAAGUUACAGGUCUGUGAGAGCCAGAAAUCUUGCUUGUUUGUAGGUGACCAAAUACUUAUUUUCCACCAUAAUUUGCAAAUAAAUUCAUAAAAAAUCCUACAAUUUGAUUUUCUGGGGAAAAAAUGCUCAAUUUGUCUGUCAUAGUUGACGUGUACCUAUGAUGAAAAUUACAGGCCUCUCUCAUCUUUUUAAGCGGGAGAACUUGCACAAUUGGUGGCUGACUAAAUACUUUUUCCCCCCACUGUAUCUAUCUAUCUAUCUAUAUAUAUAUAUAUAUAUAUAUAUAUAUAUAUAUAUAUAUAUAUAUAUAUAUAUAUAUAUACUACCAUUCAAAAGUUUGGGGUCACUAUGAAAUUUCCUUGUUUUCGAAAGAAAAGCACAAAAAAAAAUCCAUUAAAAUAACAUCAAAUUGAUGUGUAGACAUUGUUAAUGUUGUAAAUGGCUAUUGUAGCUGGAAACGGCUGAUUGUUAAUGGAACAUCUACAUAGGCGUACAGAGGCCCAUUAUCAGCAACCAUCAGUCCUGUGUUUCAAUGGCACGUUGUGUUUGCUAAUCCAAGUUUAUCAUUUUAAAAGCCUAAUUGAUCAUUAGAAAACCCUUUUGCAAUUAUGUUAGCACAGCUGAAAACUGUUGUGCUGAUUUAAAGAAGCAAUGAAACUGGCCUUCUUGAGACUAGUUGAGUAUCUGGAGCAUCAGCAAUUGUGGGUUCGAUUACAGGCUCAAAAUGGCCAGAAACAAAGACCUUUCUUCUGACACUCGUCAGUCUAUUCUUGUUCUGAGAAAUGAAGGCUAUUCCAUGCGAGAAAUUGCCAAGAAACUGAAGAUCUCGUACAACGCUGUGUACUACUCCCUUCACAGAACAGCGCAAACUAGCUCUAACCAGAAUAGAAAGAGGAGUGGGAGGCCCCGGUGCACAAACUGAGCAAGAGGACAAAUACAUGAGUGUCUAGUUUGAGAAACAGGCGCCUCACAGGUCCUCAAUUGGCAGCUUCAUUAAAUAGUACCUGCAAAACACCAGUCUCAACGUCAACAGUGAAGAGGCGACUCCGGGAUGCUGACCUUCUAGGCAGAGUUGCAAAGACAAAGCCAUAUCUCAGACUGGCCAAUAAAAAUAAAAGAUUAAGAUGGGCAGUCUGAGAUAUGGCUUUUUUUUUGCAGGUACUAUUUAAUGAAGCUGCCAGUUGAGGACCUGUGAGGCAUCUGUUUCUCAAACUAGACACUCUAAUAUAUUUGUCCUCUUGCUCAGUGUAUAUACUGACCACAACCACAGCUGCUCUCUGACCACAUUCUCUCUCUCUGAGGUUGAAGUAAAAACAAUCUAAUACACUGUUUUCCAUUGGGAUCCUGUUCCUGCUUUUUGAGGUGUUUGAUGAUGCGUUCUCCCCUCUGCAGAAUGAUGACAUAGAAACGGACAUCAAUAAACUGCGACCCAAAGAGACCCAUAGCAGGCCGUUUGAAGAGCUGAAGAUCUAUGAGAGAUUCUUCAUGGAGCUCUCAGAGGAUUUCCAGGUAAUGCAGUACACGUUUUUGUGUCUUUAGUUUUAAUAAUAAGUGUGUAAUGGAAAUGUGUUAUUUGCAUAUCCCAACUCUCCCUGAGACACCCGCAGGGAUUAGGGUCACGGCCAGGGUCACCAUUGUCCAGCGCCCCUGAAGCAAUUGGGGUGAAGUGCCUUGCUCAAGGGCGCAGCGACAGAUUUUUGACCUUGUAUGCUCUGGGAAUCGAACCAGCGACAAUGUAAUUGUAUGCAUCACUUCCAAUCCCACAUAUACAGUACCAGUCAAAAGUUUGGACACACCUACUCAUUCAAGGAUUUUCCUUUAUUUUUACUAUUUUUACAUUGUAGGAUAAUAGUGAAGACAUCAAAACUAUGAAAUAACACAUAUAGAAUCAUGUAGUAACCCAAAAAGUGUUAAACAAAUCAAAAUAUAUGUUCAAAUAGCCACCCUUUGCCUUGAUGACAGCUUUGUACACUCUUGGCAUUCUCUCAACCAGCUUCAUGAGGUAGUCACCUGGAGUGCAUUUCAAUUAACAGGUGUGCCUUCUUAAAAGUUAAUUUGUGGAAUUUCUUUCCUUCUUAAUGCGUUUGAGCCAAUCAGUUGUGUUGUGACAAGGUAGUGGGGGGUAUACAGAAGAUAGCCCUAUUUGGUAAAAUACCAAGUCCAUAUUAUGGCAAGAACAGCUCAAAUAAGCAAAGAGAAACGACAGUCCAUCAUUACUUUAAGACAUGAAGGUAAGUCAAUCCGGAACAUUUCAAGAACUUUGAAAGUUUCUUCAAGUGCAGUCGCGAAAACCAUCAAGCGCUAUGAUGAAACUGGCAUGAGGACCACCACAGGAAUGGAAGACCUAGAGUUACCUCUGCUGCAGAGGAGAAGUUCAUUAGAGUUACCAGCCUCGAAAUUGCAGCCCAAAUAAAUGCUUCACAGAGUUCAAGUCACAGACACAUCUCAACAUCAACUGUUCAGAGGGGACUGUGUGAAUCAGGCCUUCAUGGUCGAAUUGCUGCAAAGAAACCACUACUAAAGGCCACCAGUAGGAAGAAGAGACCUGCUUGGGCCAAGAAACACGAGCAAUGGACAUAAGACCGAUGGAAAUGUGUCCUUCGGUCUGGAGUCCAAAUUUGAGAUUUUUGGUUCCAACCGCUGUGUCUUUUGAGACGCAGUGUGGGUGAAAGGAUGAUCUCUGCAUGUGUAGUUCCCACCGUAAAGUAUUGAGGAGGAGGUGUUAUGGUGUGGGGGUGCUUUGCUGGUGACACUAUCUGUGAUUUAUUUAUAAUUCAAGGCACACUUAACCAACAUGGCUACCACAGCAUUCUGCAGCGAUACGCUAUCCCAUCUGUUUUGCGCUUAGUGGGACUAUCAUUUGUUUUUCAACAGGACAAUGACCCAACACACCUCCAGGCUGUGUAAGGGCUAUUUUACCAAAAAAGAGAGUGAUGGAGUGCUGCAUCAGAUGACCUGGCCUCCACAAUCCCCCGUCCUCAACCAAAUUGAGAUGGUUUGGGAUGAGUCAGACAGCAGAGUGAAGGAAAAUCUGCCAACAAGUGCUAAGCAUAUAUGGGAACUCCUUCAAGACUGUUGGAAAAGCAUUCCAGGUGAAGCUGGUUGAGAGCAUGCCAAGAGUGUGCAAAGCUGUCAUCAAGGCAAAGGGUGGCUACUUUGAAGAAUCUCAAAUUUCCACCGGUCUACUGUCCAUUGCUCGUGUGUCUUGGCCCAAGCAGGUCUCUUCUUCUUAUUGGUGUCCUUUAGUAGUGGUUUCUUUGCAGCAAUUCGACCAUGAAGGCCUGAUUCACACAGUCCCCUCUGAACAGUUGAUGUUGAGAUGUGUCUGUUACUUGAACUCUGUGAAGCAUUUAUUUGGGCUGCAAUUUCUGACGCUGGUAACUCUAAUGAACUUAUCCUCUGGGUCUUCCAUUCCUGUGGAGGUCCUCAUGAGAGCCAGUUUCAUCAUAGCGCUUGAUGGUUUUUACGACUGCACUUGAAGAAACUUUCAAAGUUCUUGAAAUGUUCUGGAUUGACUGACCUUCAUGUCUUAAAGUAAUAAUGGCCUGUCGUUUCUCUUUGCUUAUUUGAGCUGUUCUUGCCAUAAUAUGGACUUGGUAUUUUACCAAAUAGGGCUAUCUUCUGUAUACCCCCCACUACCUUGUCACAACACAACUGAUUGGCUCAAACGCAUUAAGAAGGAAAGAAAUUCCACAAAUUAACUUUGAACAUGCAUAUUAUGGACACAGUAUGUUUUACAUUAGUUAUCUUGUUAUUAGUCCCAACCUUCAGCUCCAUUCAACCCCUCCCAUCUAUCUCUUAACACCAUCCAUAUUGGAUUUCUAUUUGCCAUAUAUUUUUCAACUGUACUGUGAUUUUUAACAAAAGUUUGAACCUUUCUAUUCUUAUUGUUUCUACAGAUUGUAAGUUGAAAAUAAAAUGUUUUGCUAAAAGUAUUAUUAUAUUAUUGAUCAAUUGACUAUGACUUUUCAGAUCACCCAGUAGUGCUAUCUGCAGGGUUAGCUCCAGGUAAAUAUUGCAAUUCUUCAGCCAUUUCUGGACCUGUGACCAAAAACAAGCUACAAAUGGACAGUACCAAAACAAAUGAUCUAAUGAUUCUGUCUCUUCGCAGCAAAAUCUGCAGAGCUGGGAAGGUUGUAUCCCUCAUAUUAAUAACAUUCUAUUGGUUGCAAGAAUUUUGUAUAAUAAUUUAAAUAGAAAAAUUAUACGUUUUGAAUGCGGCGUAAUUUUGCGUAUCAGCUCAUAAACCAUGUGCCAUGGAAUCGGUACGUCAAAAAUCUCUUCCCAACUAUUUUGCAAUCUAUAUGGGACGGCUGUCAAUCUUUUGGUCCUUAAAUGAAACUGGUAUACUUUUUUAUUCUUUAACCAAUUAUGGUCUUUAAUGCAGGGCCGACAAACAUGUUCCUUACUUUUUCCCCCUUACUUUUUGCUUUUGGUUACUGGCCCAACGCACUAACCUCAAGGCUAUCUGCCACCCCCAUGUUCAACAUUCCAUCUUAAAACUUGCAGAAGUGUGUUUUUCACCUGGGGACCACACUGUGGUAAGUGAUCAGAAAGCUGCCUGUAGUCCUGAAGUUCAAUCUCCUUUGUGUCUAUGCAGGUGUUUAACUUUGACAACCCAAAGAGAGGUGUGACGGCCACCCCAGCAGCUCCCAAGUCUCACCGCCCCAUCAUCGUUCCCACCUCCCAGGCCCUGCCCCCGAAACACCCCACUGCUGCCACUCUUCAGGGGGAGUGCCCCCAUCCGGCCCCAGUCCCUCGCCUGGACCUGGACACCAUCAACAUCACCAAGGACCAAGAUGGCUGCUGUGACCACACCCACACCCGACCCCACCCUGGGGCGGGGCUGGAGCAGGAGCUGGUGCAGGGGCUGGAACGGGUGUCCCUGGAUGGGGCUGGGCCUCAGGGCGGGGGAGGGGGUGGAGGAGGAGGGGUCAACAGGCACAAUAGACAGCCCCCCCUACUGGCUGGGGGUGUGGCUGCCCGACCGGGUGGAGGGGGACAGGAGAUGUUAGCGGAGGAGUGGGCUGAGGAGGAGGGAGGUGAGGGGGCAGUGCUGGAGGUGCCGGACACAGCCUUGCUCCUGCCGCUCCACGACCCUGACCUGUAUGUAGAGAUGGUGAAGAGCACGCGCUCUGUGCCACAGUACUCCGAGGUGGCCUACCCGGACUACUUUGGCCACGUGGCGCCCACCUUCCGAGAACACAUCCUGGAGAGGGUCUACGGCGUGCAGAGGUGAGACCCCUAGACACUGAUCUAGGUUCUAUAUGUCUGUUUGGCAUCCCCCCCCCCCCCCCUGUUGUUUUACAUUAGGGAGCUGGAACAGUAGCCUGACGGUUGCUGGUUCAUUGCCAACAGUCAAAUCGCUUAGUGUCUCGUCUUUCCACUAAAGAUGAUUUCCGGUAGUUGGGUGGCUCGUCUGAGUGAAGGGUUGGAGUGUUUUGUCAGAGUGGGCUCCCCUGCUGCUGCUGUUUGAUGAUGAUGUCACUCAGUCCUCUGCCCCCCUACAGGACUAAGAUCUUCCAGGACAUUGAGAGACUGAUCCACCCCAACGACAUCCUGGAUAAAGUGGUCUACGACUUGGACAUACAGAGGUGAGCAACAUCGUCAGUCCAGGGAACUAGGAGUGUUUGUGUGUGGUGUGUGUGUCUCACGGUGUGGGCCCUGUGUGUUUCAGUUGUCCAGUGGUUGACGACGGCGAAUCUCUGAAGUUCAACUCUCAGUUUGAGUCUGGCAACCUGAGGAAAGCAGUUCAAGUCAGAAAGUGAGUGUUGUGUCCAUUGUAUCCCAUUGUUAAUUUUUUUUUAUUAAUGUAGCCCUUUACACUCAUAUAUGGGUUCAAAAUGGCAGAUUUGGGCACUUAAAUUGGAACGUAGUGGCUGUACAGUAGCAUGCUAUACAUGAAGUCAGAGCUCUGGCUCUGCGCUUCACAGCGCUGUAUGGGUUUUGACUGACAGCCAUUCUGAACUUGAGCACAGAGCGCGACAAGAUGAUGCCCCGAUCCCUCCCGCUAAUUGGGCAACUUUUGCAAAUGUUUUGUUGUUGGAGUGAGGGGGAAAUGCUGUAAAUUAAGAUGACUAUGUAUUUUGAAAGAUGAGACGUUGAGGAUUAUAAUAAAUACUGCUUUUAUGUCGUAAAAGCAAGCCAAUUAUUCGUGAGUCCAAAUGUGCACUUCACAUUUCCAUCUCAUAAAACCAUGUCCUAUACAGUGUCAAUGUUUAUUAUCACUAUGUUUGAUGUACAGUUACAAGAUGACAUGGCGUCAUACCCUGGGUUGUUCUGAACAGAAUGAGCCUGUUUGUUUAUCGUUAAGAAAAUGUGCUGCGGCACACGCACCUGAAUGCACUCAUGACUCCUUUGUUUUUUUGGGUGGGUAUUUUUUACAGUACAAGCAUCCACAUACAAACAACAACAUACAGACGCACACUAGGGUCAGAUUGCUUGCUCUUACUUAGAUCCAUGGUUGUCUUAUUAUAUCAGAGACUGAAACUGGCUUGGGCCUUUUGUUUCUAUCUUCAAACACAGUGAAAAGAGCCUGGGUUGAACAGAGUUUAAACUAACCAUGAGUGUUUUUGCAAGAUAAGGAUUGAUUGAUUGUAGUACUCUGAACUUAAUGAAAGUCGAAUUUAGCCGCCCUCAGAGACAAAGGAAGUGGGCGGAGCAAUAAAAGAGCGGGAAACUGAAGAGGGCACUAUAUAAGAUGGAGGGAGAGAAGAAGAGGGGGUUCCAAUCUGCAGAUUGACCUGGCUUUGUUGAAUUAAAAAUAAAGUCAUUCUUGAUGCAACAAAAGUUCUGUAAGACCUUUGAUUUUUAAUAAAGUAUAGUGGUUAUUUUCCACAACACCAUUUUGUUUCUCUCCAUCGACCACGCACUUUCAACAUUUAGAUAAUAAAGCAUUGACUCAUUUCUAUUCACACAAAUUACGAUCUGUUUCUCUGAAUUACCUUAUGAAAGCUUAACACUGUAAUAUCGUAUUUUAUAACUUAGCUAGUCAUGUUGGCAAUAGACCCUUUUCCAGUACACGACACUGACAUCAGGUACAGAUGCGCGCGACUCUUGGCGGCAGUAAGAAAGCCAUCACCAUCUGCGCCCAUUCAACAGCCUAGAUUUAUGUUUUUAAUACUUCUAAACAAAAUAACCUUUUGGGGUUCUCAUACGCUUACAAUUAUGUUUUAAUUCUUGCUUGAACAGUCGCUAAGAUUAUACACUGGUCAAUAAAAUAAGGGAACACUAAAAUAACACAUCCUAGAUCUGAAUGAAUGAAAUAAUCUUAUUAAAUACUUUUUUCUUUACAUAGUUGAAUGUGCUGACAACAAAAUCACACAAAAAUGAUCAAUAGAAAUCAAAUGUAUCAACCCAUGGAGGUCUGGAUUUGGAGUCACCCUCAAAAUUAAAGUGGAAAACCACACUACAGGCUGAUCCAACUUUGAUGUAAUGUCCUUAAAACAAGUCAAAAUGAGGCUCAGUAGUGUGUGUGGCCUCCACGUGCCUGUAUGACCUCCCUACAAUGCCUGGGCAUGCUCCUGAUGAGGUGGCGGAUGGUCUCCUGAGGGAUCUCCUCCCAGACCUGGACUAAAGCAUCCGCCAACUCCUGGACAGUCUGUGGUGCAACGUGGCGUUGGUGGAUGGAGCGAGACAUGAUGUCCCAGAUGUGCUCAAUUGGAUUCAGGUCUGGGGAACGGGCGGGCCAGUCCAUAGCAUCAAUGCCUUCCUCUUGCAGGAACUGCUGACACACUCCAGCCACAUGAGGUCUAGCAUUGUCUUGCAUUAGGAGGAACCCAGGGCCAACCGCACCAGCAUAUGGUCUCGCAAGGGGUCUGAGGAUCUCAUCUCGGUACCUAAUGGCAGUCAGGCUACCUCUGGCGAGCACAUGGAGGGCUGUGCGGCCCCCCAAAGAAAUGCCACCCCACACCAUGACUGACCCACCGCCAAACCGGUCAUGCUGGAGGAUGUUGCAGGCAGCAGAACAUUCUCCACGGCGUCUCCAGACUUUGUCACGUCUGUCACAUGUGCUCAGUGUGAACCUGCUUUCAUCUGUGAAGAGCACAGGGCGCCAGUGGCGAAUUUGCCAAUCUUGGUGUUCUCUGGCAAAUGCCAAACGUCCUGCACGGUGUUGGGCUGUAAGCACAACCCCCACCUGUGGACGUCGGGCCCUCAUACCACCCUCAUGGAGUCUGUUUCUGACCGUUUGAGCAGACACAUGCACAUUUGUGGCCUGCUGGUGGUCAUUUUGCAGGGCUCUGGCAGUGCUCCUCCUGCUCCUCCUUGCACAAAGGUGGAGGUAGCAGUCCUGCUGCUGGGUUGUUGCCCUCCUACGGCCUCCUCCACGUCUCCUGAUGUACUGGCCUGUCUCCUGGUAGCGCCUCCAUGCUCUGGACACUACGCUGACAGACACAGCAAACCUUUUUGCCACAGCUCGCAUUGAUGUGCCAUCCUGGAUGAGCUGCACUACCUGAGCCACUUGUGUGGGUUGUAGACUCCGUCUCAUGCUACCACUAGAGUGAAAGCACCGCCAGCAUUCAAAAGUGACCAAAACAUCAGCCAGGAAGCAUAGGAACUGAGAAGUGGUCUGUGGUCACCACCUGCAAAACCAGUCCUUUAUUGGGGGUGUCUUGCUAAUUGCCUAUAAUUUCCACCUGUUGUCUAUUCCAUUUGCACAACAGCAUGUGAAAUGUAUUGUCAAUCAGUGUUGCUUCCUAAGUGGACAAUUUCACAGAAGUGUGAUUGACUUGGAGUUACAUUGUGUUGUUUAAGUGUUCCCUUUAUUUUUUUGAGCAGUGUAUUUGGUUGUGGUCUUUGCAAAAUAACCAUUUUGGAUGCACUUGUUAGCUAGAAUGCUAACGCUCAUUGGCUAGCUUUUGCUACAAAGAGCCAUUUUAAUGGUUGAAGUCAAAGUUUGUUAAAAGGUAUAAUGCAAAUGAUUUGCGACGAUGACGCAAACAUUAUAUUAAGCAGGACAUUCAUACGAGCCUUAAAAUCCUAAAUAAUCCAACAUGUAAAUAGAGGCAUUUUUGCUGGCGUUCUAUAAGAACUUCCCCUUGUUCUGCAACCAACUUGCGCACAUCGCCCUCAUGCGGCAAUGUUUGCAAACACAGAAAGGGGUCUAUAGAACAAGCUUUGAAAUCAUGCCCAUCUGACCCAAAUUGCGAUUGUUAUAAUGGACCGGUUUUGGAUUGUGUAAACAACAACAGUAAUUGUGUGAAGGCUGGGAUGCAGGGUUGUGUUCCAAACAAAACAACUACAAGUGUGCUUGCUCUAGUUCUUCAACAGCACAGCUAGGAGAGCUAAAAAAAUGUUUACCUUAUAGUUGAAGACUCUUCUUUGAGUCAUAAAAGUGCAUUGAAAUUGCUUAGGAACUGUGCACACUUUGGAAAGGUGUGUGUCCCCUUGGAGAUACCAGUUAGUCCUCUCACUCAAACCCUUAUCAUUGUUUUUGUCUUAUGUUGCACCUACCCCACAUUAUCCAGGAAUAUUCUUACCAUGUUACUGAAUGUAUCCGGAGUAUUUUCAGAUUACGUUAUCAACAAAUGCGGCGAAAAGUACAGUAAAUGUAAAAUGCACAUAAAAUCAACAGUGUAAUGUUUGGAUUCAGUCUUGUCAGGUGAACUGAAUAAUUUUGCCAUUAUCUCCAAACUGUUCCCUUUCAAUUGCUACCAUGGUUAUGCAUAUGCUUCUCAUAUUUCUUAAUUUUGCCCUAACCAUAUAGGCCAAUUCCCAUGACUGUAAAGGGUUAAUUCAAUAUAAUAAAACAUCAGGAGCUGGUUAAUGUAAUAGUAGUUGUUGUAUUCAAUUGUGUCUUUGCCCACAUGUAUGGGCCAUUUGGUUUGCUUAAAGGUUGAGCUGAUGUGAUCUGUGUGUGUUCCAGGUUUGAGUACGACCUGGUCCUAAACUCCGACAUCAAUAGUAACCACUACCACCAAUGGUUCUAUUUUGAGGUGAGCGGCAUGCGCGUGGGAGCCCCCUAUCGCUUCAACAUCAUCAACUGUGAAAAGUCCAACAGCCAGUUCAACUACGGUAAGUCACUGACUGACUUGGUCAUUUUUGUUGCAUUAUUUAGCCAAUAAUGUUUGGCAAAGCUUCUGUGUUUAGAUAGAAAUGUUAAUUCAGUUUGCUGUGUGUAUGGAAUGAAUGUCUCCUUGGUACUGUCUGCAGGUAUGCAGGUGCUGAUGUACUCUGUUCAGGAGGCCAUUAGCGGCAGGCCCCGUUGGAUUCGCACUGGAACGGACAUCUGUUACUACAAGUAGGUGUGAUUGUCCUCCCUCACCCCACCAGCAGAGGCAGUAUCACACAGCCCACUGGACAAGUAGUGCACCUGUCAGGAGAAAUGAGCCCGUUCCAUUACUUUAGAAAUGCAUCCUUCCGACCUGUACCUUGAAGUAACCACAGAUCUAAAUUGGUUAGUGUGGUGAAAGUAAUAGGGUUGUAACUUUGCUUUCACUUAUCCUAUCACUUAUAGGUCUGUGCUUACCUCAAGGAAGCGAGGAAGGAAGGGUGCAUUUUGUAGUAUUAAGUAUUUGAACAGGGCCAUGAAAUAGGUUACUUGUUGGUCACUUCCGUAGAUACUGAUGUCAUGUGAAUGUGAAUGUGUUUGUAGGUUUCUGUUUGUUAUUGUAUCAAGCUUUUGUGAACUUCUCAACCUUUUACCCAGAAACCACUUCUCCAGGAGCUCGAUAGCAGCAGGCGGUCAGAAGGGAAAGUCCUACUACACCAUGACCUUCAGCAUGAUCUUCAACCACAAGGACGAUGUCUGCUACUUCGCUUACCACUACCCCUACACCUACUCUACUCUAAAG